This is a messenger RNA of Orussus abietinus, 2773 nucleotides long. RefSeq names its product trehalase. The transcript is spliced from 10 exons. Lineage: Eukaryota; Metazoa; Arthropoda; Insecta; Hymenoptera; Orussidae. Gene Ontology annotation, biological process: trehalose catabolic process. Bases 35 to 1882 code for a protein of 615 amino acids. Gene Ontology annotation, molecular function: alpha,alpha-trehalase activity. The record is from RefSeq and is a predicted model, not a curated record.
UCCGGCCUCGACACGCGCGACUUACCUCCGAUCCAUGAUGGCCAGGGUGAAGGGAAGCGUCGGCACCGAAGAGUCCCCAGGGAAGAAGUCGCGCCAGGGGUCAGGAGCGCCCAGAGUGGGAGGAGGUCCUCUCCCCUCGCCGGUCGGUGGCCUACUAGCGGGCCUGCUGGGCCUGCUGCUCCUUGCCGGCGGGGCCCGGACCGCCAGCAUCCGCCGGCCCCCGCGCGCUGUCAUCGACUACUGUGACAGCCUGAUUUACUGUCGUGGCGAGUUGCUGAAGACCGUGCAGCUCGCGGACAUUUUCCCAGACAGCAAAACCUUCGUCGACCUAACCCAACUGAACGACCCGAAUGUGACAUACGACAACUUCGAAAAAUUGAUGAAACAGACAAACGGGAAUCCGAAUCGCACGCAGAUCGAGGACUUUGUUUGGGCGAAUUUCAAAAAGGACGACGAGCUUUUGGAUUGGAAGCCUCCUGAUUGGCAGGAGAAUCCGGCGAUCCUGGCUCGAAUUCAGGACCCGAAAUUUCGCCAGUUAGCGAAGGACCUCAACUCCAUUUGGAACACUUUGGCGAGGAAGAUGUCCCCGGAUGUCGCCGCGAAUCCUGGUCGACAUAGUCUCAUCUACGUGGACAAAGGAUUUAUCAUUCCUGGUGGGCGCUUCAAAGAAUUCUAUUACUGGGACAGCUAUUGGAUCGUGGAGGGCCUCCUAUUGACAGGGAUGCACCAGACUGUCAAAGGGAUUCUGGAGAACCUUCUGUCAAUGGUCAGCAAGUUUGGAUUUAUCCCAAAUGGCGGAAGAGUUUAUUAUUUGAUGAGGAGCCAGCCUCCCUUGGUGAUUCCCAUGGUCGAGAGAUACGCGCAGGCCACCAACGACUGGGCUUUUGUGGAGAACAAUAUCGGGCUGCUGGAAAAAGAAUUCAUAUUCUGGCAACGAGAGAGAACCGUCGAUGUCACGAAGAAUGGUAAAACAUACAAAAUGGCGCGAUACGUGGUCAGCAGCGAAGGACCCCGGCCUGAGAGUUAUCGGGAGGACUACAAAGUGGCGCAGAACGCAAAGGACGAGAAAUCCAAAAAUGAGCUUUACAAUCAGCUCAAGGCAGCUGCCGAAAGUGGAUGGGACUUUUCGGCGAGGUGGUUCGCCCCAGAAAAUGGCAAUUUGGGAAAUCUCUCCGAUGCUUCUGUCAGCGAAAUCAUUCCUGUUGACUUGAACGCAUUUCUGCAGAGGAACGCCAGGAUCCUGGGAGAAUUGUACCAGAAACUGGGCAAUUUGCAGAAAGCGCAACAUUUCUUCGCCACGGCUGUGAGGUAUCAACUGGGCAUCGAUAAGGUUCUCUGGGACGAGAAGGAAGGAGUCUGGCUGGAUUACAAUUUCCGAAGAAAUCGCCCCACUAAUAGAUUCUAUCCCUCCAACCUGACACCUCUUUACACCCACAGCUAUGAUCCUGCCAAGUCGGCGGACAUUGCCAGGAAAGUGUUGAAAUACCUCGAGAAAAUCAAGAUCACAUCGUUCAUGGGCGGCACUCCAGCAUCCCUGGACCACACGACCCAACAAUGGGACCUACCCAAUGCUUGGCCUCCUCUGCAGUCCAUUGUCGUGAAUGGUCUCAGGAACACCGGAUUCCCUCCUGCACUUCGCCUUGCUCAAGAUUUGGCUGUAAGGUGGCUGAGAGCGAAUUUAAUCGGGUAUUCAGAGUACAGCGAGAUGUUCGAGAAGUAUGAUGCUGUUUUUCCUGGCCAAUACGGAGGGGGAGGAGAAUACACCGUCCAGGCUGGAUUCGGAUGGACCAAUGGAAUAGUCUUCGAGUUCCUCGACAUAUAUCCUAACGUCACUGCGGAUGACUCCAGAAUGAUGGCCUCGAAUUCGUUGUCAAGAAAGUAACAGAUGCCACAGGACCUUGCCGACCCACGAAAUCUAGUCUGAAGAUGGGCCCGUCGAAUCUACGCACGCUUCUCCAACCAUUUACGACGAUGGACCCGGUUUCAGAAGAUCGGGUUGAUCGUCGACCUCCUCAACUUUGGCAGGCGGCCACCAACCUCUUCCAUCGACUAAUCCUGAAGAUGGCGGAUAGCCGAAGAGCUUCUUACACAGAACUUUCCCUACAAACAGCGGUCCCGAAGAUACCAUCGGAAGAUGUCGUUUGCUCUUCCACUUGAGAAACACCUCCCAGGUCGCUUCGGAGACCGAAAAACCAACAUUAAGGUGGCAGGACAUCAGGUGGUAUGUCGCUUCUCGCCGUUCUUAUACCCCAGCUUGAAGAGGUCCUUGAAGACGACGUUGAAGACGACCUCGACGGAUCCCUGGACCUUCAUACGAGCCACUGGAAGAGUAAACGUCGAAUUUAAAGCAUCCUCUCGAGGAAGUCCUCACCUGGAACCUACACUCUCUUCCGUUUCCGGAAGCCAGGAUGUCCAUAUCGAUCAGUUCCGGCCUCCUUCCUGUCAGCCAAGCCGCGAAUUGCUGCAGACUCGAGGACGACUCGGGGACGUAAACGGCGACCCUGAAGAGCAUGACCAAAAGCGUUAACGAGAUAAUUUGGAGGAGGAAAUGAUAGCGCGUUAAGGUAACGAUGGGGUUUACGUUUUUCGAUGGCGUCCGGCUGUCAAAGGCACGUGGCAAACCCCGUAACCUCUGACGACGUCGUGUCCGAAGAGGUCUAGCCCAUAAGUGGACAGUAUUAACUGCGGCCCUGCACAAAAAGUCAGUUAAUGUUACGAGAUGCGUAAACGGUUUAACAGUAUUAUAAAUAAAUACGAGCGAUGAGACAUUUAA